This is a messenger RNA of Plasmopara halstedii, 168 nucleotides long. RefSeq lists its product as uncharacterized. The coding region runs from base 1 to 168 and encodes 55 amino acids. The transcript has 2 exons. NCBI's taxonomy places the organism in Eukaryota, Oomycota, Peronosporomycetes, Peronosporales, Peronosporaceae. The record is from RefSeq and is a predicted model, not a curated record.
AUGCAGUUAACAAGCUGGGAGGGCGCCCGCGAAACCAUGCUCUAUCGUGCUAACGUGCAGUACCUCGGUCGAAAAGAUGUUGCUAACGUGCGGAUGAAUGAUAUGACAGACGUCGCGGGAGAGUUAAUAACCAUGAUCGUUUCGAUGACAUCUGACUUUCUCUUUUAG